This is a messenger RNA of Nothobranchius furzeri (turquoise killifish), 7885 nucleotides long. Its product is annotated as homeobox-containing protein 1. The record is from RefSeq and is a predicted model, not a curated record. Gene Ontology annotation, biological process: positive regulation of DNA-templated transcription. Gene Ontology annotation, cellular component: nucleus. Gene Ontology annotation, molecular function: double-stranded telomeric DNA binding. NCBI's taxonomy places the organism in Eukaryota, Metazoa, Chordata, Actinopteri, Cyprinodontiformes, Nothobranchiidae.
AGCCCGGCGCAUUUCUCCGGGUUUUAUCUGUGCGGUGAUGUCUGCAAACUCCUUAAAAUCCACCGGAGCCGUUGACGGGUUCCUUGGCGGGUUAGUUUAACGCCUCCCCGUCGGUCUCGUCGGAUUACCGGAGUGACAUGUAUGUAGUUUAUAAAGCGGACCGAGUCUGACAUGACAACUUUUCUGUGUGGUGGUUAAUUACAGGCGAACUGAGGUUCUGCACACGGCCAAGUUCAUAUGUCAAAUUAUUACGUUCCUUUUCAUUUCGUAGAAAAUGUCCCUGAUUUCAGGAGAGACCUGCUCAACUCCUGAAGCAGACCGAAAGAAACCUCCUCUUGUUUUCACGUUCCUGUCUGGAGCAUGACAACUUUGUGCAACACCAAAGGCUCUUCUGGUUCCGAGUCCAGUUUGAAACUUUAACGUUUCCCAUCGUGUCUGCUGCAGGAUCGAGCUUGUGCCACGUCUGGCUGGUUCACUGGGUUCAGCCUCUCUGAUCCAGUUAUUCUUUAACGUGUUGGGACUCUUUGAUGAACAACCCAAGUUCAGCAAUCAUAAAGUUAUUUUUAGACAAGCACACGCAGGAACAGUCCAGCGUGCUGUGUGAGGACCGAAUCAGACGCUGUUGGACAAACAUCUCAAAGACAGUUCUGGUUCUUGUCUUUUCUGGCUGCUCCACUUGUCAUCAGACUGUUUGGGUGUAAGAAGUUAUGCAGCGUCUGUCCUCACAGCCCGACUCCAUGCUUCACCAGUGAUCUACACUAGAAGGGCGUUCCAGUGUGUUCAUGUCUUUGGUUAACUCUUUAGUGAAGACCAUAACUAGAUGGAGUUAUUCUGGACCACCUUGGUGUUGGUGUAACCCUUCCUUUAUUUGUAAAAGUUUGGGGUGCCUCAGGACGCAUACGAACCUCCAACAGUUCACCACAGAGUGAGAAGCGGAUGGAUUCAGGAUCGGGACCUUUUUCAGUCUGAGACUGUGGUCCUCAGUCAGGAAUGGGUGAGUUUCCAACUCCAGGUUGAGAACGAGCUAGGGCUUCAGGUGGAGGAGAUCUUGGAGUCUUGUUCAAAAGUAAGAUGGUGGUAGAUGAAUAGAUUAGUAUUUAGUCUGUUGUGGUGAAGAGAACGCUGAAAGGUGAAGGUGAUGACUUCCAGAGCAACCUACAACUUAACCCUCAUGAGCUGUUAUGGCUGAAGUGAGAUGUCUCUGCUGGCGAGAUGAGAGAGGGCUCAGGUAUACAGUAGGAGCUCAGAGUCCCUGCUUGUCUGCAUGGAAAGAGAUGGGGCAUCUAGUGAGGAUUAUAUCUAUGGAAGGUGUUUGACAUGUCCCACUGGGAGGAGACUUUAGGACAGUCUGAGGACUCACUGGUGGCUUGGUAAUGUCUCUCUCCUGGUGUAUGGAGGGAGGUAGUUGGGAAGAGGGAGGUCUGGGGAUCUCCGCUUAAGCAGCUGCUCAGUUCUGGAUAGGUGGCAGAGAAUAAAUGUGUUCACUGAAAACCCAUUUUUUAAUGAUUAUGUCUGAUUAUAAUUGGUCACAAUGUCACACUGUCACUGAACAUUCGUGGACUCACCCAUCUUCAGUCAAGACAGGGAAGGCUGUUCUCGGUUUAAGUGUCCAGGGAACAGCAGAGAACAUCACGACUAGUAGAAGGUAACUGUUAGCGUUAGCAACUCCACCACACAGCAGAACUCUUCCAGGUUUAUGUCAUUUGUGGAGAUAAAACCUCAAAGAGUCAGUGGUAGAGUCUUGUUGUUAUCCAAUCAGAGGAGAGACGUAUCAGGUAAUAAGACCCCAGAUUUUGCCAUCUUAAGCUCAACUGUGAUAGUUACUGGAAUACACGGGUAUAUUCCAGUAUCCCCCCCACCGAGUAGGACUCGCAAGCCAUUAAUUCCUGCCAGAGUCCACAGUAAAUGUAUUGGUUAAAUGAGUGAACCACACCAAAGUAACUACCGGUAACUAAACAAAUAAAUUAGGAUUAAAAAAUCAGAUCAUUAUCUCCACCUACUGAAACAGACUAUAUAACAAUAAACCGACUGCUGUGGUGCAGCUGACCUCAGAGUAAUAUCCUGGGUUUGUCCUUGGAUCUUACCUUUGUUUAGGUCAUCUAACUGACCAAUCACAACAGACUGAGACUUCUAAAACCACAUUUACAACCAACAUUUAUUUUAGCAGUCUGCACAUUUAUAAUAUUACUGUAUUUUUGGAAACUAAAUCAUGCAAACCACUCGUUUCACACACGGGUUUCACAGGAUGGAGAUGGAGAGUCUUAAUAGAUGUUUCUUUUGCUCGGUGGGGAAAUAUUUCAUUUGAAAGUGCAACGAUUGGCUGCAGCUACAGAUUGAUUUAGCUUUUGUGUUAUACCUUGGCUAAACUAAUUGCUGUUUUCUAAUUGACCCACAUAUUCUACAUAACUCAGAUGGAUAGUGAUCCAGAAACACAGUUUCUGGUAUUUUUUCAUUUGCACUAGACCGCUGAGAUAACCAUUUUGCUGUAUCUUUGCAGGUCUUUGUUGUUCGUAUCAAUCCAACUUGAUUAUACCAUGAGUCAUCCUCUGCAGCAGGAAGAGAAAGAUGUUCCAGCAGUGUGAGGAGCCUCGCUUUACCAUCGAGCAGAUCGACCUCCUCCAGAGGCUCCGGAGGACGGGUAUUUCCCAGCCUGAGGUCCUUCACGCUCUCGACACCCUUGACCACUUGGACCGGCAGCAUGGACAAAAGUUGAACCAUAAAGCUUCCUAUAUGCCACCCUCUUCUUCCUUGUCUUCUUCCAACAGCACCUCUGCCUCUUCGUCCAUGACGUCCGCCUCUACUCAGACAACGUUCCCUGAUAAUCAGCUCUCCCUGUCACCUAGAAACAACUUUGACGCCACUACUCCACCUCUGGCCGUUCCAGCAGCCUCACCAGUUGCGAUGGCAGCAGUUGUGCAGAAUGGUCUGGUUGCCAUCACCAACGGGAAGCUUUCUCCUCCUCGGUUUCCUGUGGGUGUGAUUAGUGGUGGAGUAGCGGCACCAGGGUUUGGCUUUGAGGCCAGUGAAGAAGACAUAGAUCUUGAUGAAAAGGUGGAAGAUUUCAUGAGGAGGGACAGCGCUGUGAUAAAAGAAGAAAUCAAGUCCUUCCUGGCCAACAGACGGAUCUCCCAGGCGGUCGUUGCUCAGGUAACAGGAAUCAGUCAGAGUCGGAUCUCCCACUGGCUCCUGCAGCAGGGAUCGGACCUCAGUGAGCAGAAGAAACGAGCCUUCUUCCGCUGGUAUCAGCUGGAGAAGACUAACCCUGGUGCCACUCUGGCCAUGCGAGCUGCCCCCCUGGCUCUGGAGGAUGUGAUGGACUGGAACCAAACCCCACCCCCAUUUGCCUCGGCCCCUGGGGGCUUCCGCCUGAGACGAGGGAGCAGGUUCACUUGGAGGAAGGAGUGCCUGGCAGUCAUGGAGAGCUACUUUAACGAUAACCAGUACCCAGAUGAAGCCAAGAGAGAGGAGAUCGCCACUGCCUGCAAUGCGGUCAUUCAAAAACCAGGAAAGAAGCUGUCUGAUUUGGAGAGGGUUACAUCUCUGAAGGUCUAUAACUGGUUCGCCAAUCGCCGCAAAGACAUCAAGCGUCGUGCUAACAUAGAAGCAGCCAUCUUGGAGAGCCAUGGCAUCGAGGUUCAGAGCCCAGGAGGUCAGUCCAACAGUGACGAGAUGGAUGGAAACGACUUUCCUGACCAGGCUUGUGAGGUGACUUUGUUCGAUAAGAGAGCUUCAACCAGGCAGUUUGCCUUCAGUCGAGCUGACCUAUCUUCUCCAACCCAGGUUCCUCCUCAGCUCCCCAGCUGGUUUUCUGCUUUGGCCAGGGGGGGUGCAUCCGGACACAGGGGCACAUCUCUGAUUGGCCGGUCCCUCUUGUCAGGGCUGGGCCCUCAGGCUGAAGGCUCCAGGCUGACGGGCGUGUCCUGGUCCCCCCCUUCUCCGUCCCUCCAGGAUGAUCCGAGCCUGCUGUCUGAACCCCAGGACCUCGUCAGCUCGGAGAAAAUGGCGGUGAGCCGCCGCAGCCCUGCCUCGGCCAAUCAGGCGGACAGAGCAGGAGGCAGCACAGGAAACCAGGUCAAGAUGGAAACGCUGGAGGGCGACUGAAGGGACCGGCGGAUGGUGGAGCUGCCAGGACAGGUGUCAUCAUAUGCAAGCAGAUUUUAUAGGAAUGUAAAAAGUAAGAAAAAAAUAAGACCAAAUGUUGCAUAAACUCCAACCCUGAUACCUCCCAACCCUACCUCCAACCACCAACCUACUCUACUAUGCUCAUAUAGCUAUUAAUCAGAUAGAUAUGAUGGAAAUAAGACCCCUCUUUACUCGUUAGAGUCCCUCUGUGAUCUAUGAAGGAUUUAAAACGUACUCGAGUACAAAUCCAAUGUAGAAUCCACUUUAACGUUCGUCUCACACCUGAUUUCUUUCUUGGUUUGAAUUCUUUCGGACGCGUGUCGAACGGCAGCGUGAUGCUCUGUGCAGCUCUCAUGAGAGAACUGCACGUGAAACAGCUGUGAUGCUGGGUUUGACCUUCAAACCGUUUCAGGAUCUUGCACUGUGAUCUCAACGGAACAGCCUCAACGUAGGAAAGAGAAUCAGGUUCAUUUUAAAGAGAUUAUUUUAAAGGCUUGGUUGCAUUUCGUUGUUCAGGAACGAGUGUGCGUGGGUGCAGAGCGAGCAGGCGUUCUCACAGCUGCAGACGUCUGAGAGGAGUGGUGACGGGAGAGCCGGAGCUUCAUAAAAACCACAAUCUGUGACAUUUAAUCACUGUUGAGUACUGGCUGUCGGCUUCAGCAGUACUUCAUAUCAUAGUUGAGCUUUUUAAAUUAUUGUUGCCAUCCUUUCAGUUUUCACCAUUUUAAACCACUUCAUUAUUUUUAUAUUGUCACUUAAAAGGAUGUCCCGCUCCUCGUCUCACCUCGUUUGGUUUUUAAUGAGGAUUUUUAAAAGUUGAAAGCUUAAGUCAUGAAUUCCUAAAUAAUAAUCUAAGCAUCAUUAAUGCAGCAGCUUGGUAAUAAAAUAUAAUAUUUAUGCAGCUAGUAGAAGAAGUGUGUCACGUAGUGCUUAAAAGAGCCAAAAGAAAGUGGUUAGAUGUUUUUAUUCGAUUGUGCCCAGCAUGAUUUCUGUAAGCUCAGCAGUUUAAAGUGUAGUCAGGACAAACGGUUAAGUCAGAUGAUGUCAUCGCCUGUCGUACAUCAGGACGACGCUCUGAUGACCUCAUCAGUGGGAGCUCUUUAACAAAAGCCCACUGGUCUGAAGCGUACCGCGGGUUAACUACGGGAUUACAGCCCCAUCCUUCUACAGAGACUAGGAUUAUUCACCUGUGGGAGACCUCUGACACAGCAGACAGCCCUCCCACCUGUCGGACUGGGAGGUGGCCCCAAGAACCAAAAGCUCAAACUCCUCAGGUGGCGAGUUAAAGGUCAAAGUUCACUAUGGGAAAUUUAGAUGCAUACCAAACUAGUAUGACUGCUCAGCCAGGGGCUGUGAAAGCGAGGUGAACUGUCCAUGACACAAAUCGUGGUGAUGUUGAACAUCCUGCUUAGUCGUGGCGUUUUGUCAGACCCUGGAAAGUCCGCGAGCAGUGAGGUAAACACUCUGGAGAAGCCAGUGACGCCGCCCCCUAGCGAUCCAGGCUCUGAUGGUCUCUGACAUCAUGUCUUCAGCCUGGCUCAGUGUGCUUGGAGCCACAGCAGAGCAGGGUCUUGGUUAAAACAAAAGACCCGUUAGACUCUCAGCUCCUCGUUAGACCAACGUCUCCCAGAGUCCACCCGUCUGUCUGACCGCAAACCUGGAACCGGUUCUGUCUGUCUGCCAGUGUGCCAGCGGAUGAGAACCAGACACAUUCAUGUCCUGAAACAGUACAGCUGAUGGUAAUAAUACCAUUAACACACACACACACACACACACUGAGAUGAAGCAUCAGUGUGAGGUGAGUGGAAACAUUAGCUGAAGUGUUGUUUUACAUGUAUGAAAGUCAUGGACGCCUCUAAAGAGAUGUGCCGAUCGGACGCAUCAGAUGUGUUGAUGAGUGAAACGCGUUGCCCACAUGUUAGUAUUGGUGUGUUUGCGUGUUCUAAACACAACCCCACGUUUAAAAAGACACUUUAUUAGAGCUGCUUGAUGAAAGGAUCCCAGGAGCAGCAGCAGGAGGAGGUCAGUGAAGAGUCUCAGAUCGAGCGGUUCAGCCUGGUUUCUGCUCCUAUGACCGUGUCAAACACAAUCAGUAGACACCUGUGGUGGGCCCGGUUCCAUCUCUGGGCCUAAAACUCCACCUAGCUUUAGCCUGAAAGCACAUCAGAGCUGAAUCUCUGCAAAACAACAAAAACAUUUCAAGCAUGCCUUUAUUUAGUCUUUCCUUCUGUGUGACUUCCGCCCCUCCUGAAGGCUAAACUGGUGAGGGUGGGGGGGGGGGGGGGGGGCUUUUCUGCCAACAUGAACCAGAAGUUAGCUUUACAACGAGAGGGAUCCAUACGGUGGGGUCCACUCUAAACUGUGACUAAAUCGCUGUUUCCUCUGUGGUUUUGUGUUGAACUGGGUUCAUCAGCACUCCAAAGUCCCAACCGUACUAAAGUGGCUCCAUUCAAAGCCAAAUGUCCCCCCCCCCCCAGCUAUAAGCUACUCCUCACACCCCCUUCCGCUCAUGCUGCCUCUGUGUGACUCAGCGGUUGGGCUGCUGAGUCGGUUUCUGUUGAAAAGGGAAAAUGAUGAACAGAAAAGGGAAGCUUGACCUAAAAACUGACCUGAAACCUUUCCCUCCUCCUGUGAUAUUAACUCAAGUGGUCGGCCCCGACCGUCGGGGCCAGCCGAGCUUUGGUGUUGCGUAGUUUUCUGUCACCAGUUUAGUUUUACAGCCAGAACAUUUCAUCUGCCAAGCAGAAACGUUUGCGAGUCUGUAGAUUCAUCCUAGAUCACGACUUUGGGGGUAACUAUGAUUUCACCCUGACGAACAAAACAAAGAUUAUUUUAUCAGAUUAUUUUAUUGCCUUCUCGUUUCCCUUUCUUGUUGAAAAGAGAAAAAUGUAUAAAAUAAAAACACACUAUUAUGCAGGACCCUCUGAAGUGUUGCAUAAUUACAAGAAAAUGACCGUUUUCCUCACCAGUAUUAAGCUAACUUUUCUCAACCUUUAAUAUCAGUCCUGUUGAUUUGGGUUAUUUUUUUGUCUGGAGUUCGACUCCCGAUUACCUCGUUUUGUGCCAGAACGUGUGAUCUAAUCACUCUAAAGAGAUUGUGGAAAAAAAAACCUUGUAAUAGACAAACGUAGCUCUUCCAACUGUGCGAUAACUGCGACAUGUUACUGAUGUUUUUAUUGUUACUUGUCUGAACGCCAUCUGCCGCCUUGUUUGGUUUGGAAACGCCGCUCUGACCGUUGACUUCAUCUUUGCCAAAACCUCACAGCUCUCCUGCCAGAGUUGAGAUGUGAAGCGGGUCCGAAGAGGACAGAGAUGUUGAUCUGGUUUGAGCUGUGGAGAAUCAAAUGAAGUCGCCAUGCUCCCCUACAUUGUUUAGUGUUGUGACGGUAGAAAUGCUUCAUCUUCAUUUAUGCAGACGCCAUCUAGGUUUGGUACCUUCCAUCCUUAAAUGACCUGCCAGAGACAGGAAGUGCUGCAUUUACCAGCUUGAAUGCAGGUUCUCCUGUCUCUCUGGCGAUGAGCUUUCUACUAACCUCUGUAUGAAAUGUCAGUCCUCAGCUGGAUGUUUGCAUCACUUCAGUUUCUUUUCUAUUUCAGGAUUUAGUGCCUUUUUUGGACAAGUAGACUGUUGUGUAACUGGCAUGUAGAUUCUACAAAUGCCUUUUGUUACUUUUUCAUCUGUUGGAUAAACCUUAAUUUGCUAUUUUAAGGUAUUUUUAUUGAUAUUCAAAGUUCAAGGGAAUAAAAAACUCAUUAGACUCCA